Molecule: messenger RNA, 1514 nt
Organism: Saprolegnia parasitica CBS 223.65
Lineage: Eukaryota; Oomycota; Saprolegniomycetes; Saprolegniales; Saprolegniaceae
Exons: 1
Coding region: 29-1462 (477 amino acids)
Biological process (GO): triglyceride biosynthetic process
Cellular component (GO): plasma membrane
Molecular function (GO): diacylglycerol O-acyltransferase activity; long-chain-alcohol O-fatty-acyltransferase activity
Source: RefSeq, a predicted model, not a curated record
CGAGCCGCUCAGAUCCGAAUCCACCAGCAUGGACACAGCAUCCUCGCUCCUCACGUCUCUGCCACUGCCGCUGGCCAUGGACGCGACGUCGCUCUUCCAGUGGGUCGUGCUCUUGGCGGCCAUCGCCAUCACCUUUCUCCACGUGGCCCGGUCGCGCCAGGCCGCACCGUCGCUCAAGGGUCGCCUGAAGCGGCGCAUGUCGACGCUCGGCUGGGCGACGAAGGAGAGUGAGACCGACUCGAACCGGUCGAUUCCGCUCACGAUCACAGUCCUCGACGGUAUCGUCGCCCGCGAGACGCUUGUCGCGCACUUCCACGAGCGCAUGACGUCGGACAAGGCGUUCUUCUACCGCUUCAUCUCGCGCGUCGACGACGGCAACUUUGUGAUCGAUUCGUCGUUUGACGCGGGCCACCAUAUCACUGAGCACGUGCUCGUCGACAACGAGACGCCGCACGAUAUUGCCGAGUCGCUCGCCAACAAGGAGCUCGACCCGUCCCUGCCGCUCUGGGCCAUCACGAUGUUGCACCACGACGACAAGACGUGGCUCGUCUGGCGCAUCCACCACUGCAUUGGCGACGGCGCGUCGCUCUCGCUCGCGCUCUUCAAGCUCAGCGACGCCACCGAGAUGCCGACCCUGCCGACGAUGCCCGCGCCGACCACCAAGCCGCCGCGCACGCCCUUGUAUGUGGUCGUGGCGUCGAUUCUCUGGUCGACGUUUCUCUAUGUGCGCAAGUUUGUCAACAUGGUCGUCUUCCCCGAGCCGCGCACCGUCCUCAAGCAGACGGGCCACACGCGCAAGCGGCUCGGCUACACGCUGGCCUUUUCGAUUGCCGACACGAAGGCCGUCGGCAAGCACUUCAAGGCGACGCUCAACGACGUGCUGGUGUCUUGCAUUGCCGGCGCGCUCCGCAAGACGAUCGAAGCCGAGACGAACGCGCCCGUCGCCCCUUCGCUCUCGCUCCGUGCCGGCAUUCCCGUCAACAUGCGCGGCCUCCGCGCGAUCGAGGCGACCUCCAACGACUUUAGCUCGCUCGUCAUCGACUUGCCGGUCGGCGAAGCCAACCCGUCGACGCGCAUGCGCCUCGUGGCACGGCGCCUCGCCGAAGCCAAGUUUUCGCUCGAGAAGAACUUUACGCGCCUCGUGAGCCUCUUGAUCAUGAGCCUGCCCCGCGACCUCAUGCGCCAUGGCGUCCACUGGUCGGCCUCGAACGUCUCGAUCGCGAUCACGAACGUCCGCGGGCCGCCGAUGGAGAUCUACUUUUGCGGCCAGCGCUUGUCGGCCUCGUAUGCGUUUGUGCCGCCGCCGCCGAGCGUCAACGUGGGCGUCGCGAUCACGUCGUGGGGCACGUCGCUCGGUGUCACGGUGCUCAUGGACACGUCGAUCAAGCAGACUCCGACGGCCUUUAUUGCCGCGAUCGAAGCCGAGUUCCAAGCGCUGCGCGCGAGCCUCAAGCUCGAUUAGACCCGACAAAUACCAUUACUUUAUUUUAAUAACUCGAUGCCACAAGGUAAAG